This is a messenger RNA of Lycium ferocissimum, 717 nucleotides long. RefSeq names its product F-box protein CPR1-like. The annotation marks the transcript as partial. The record is from RefSeq and is a predicted model, not a curated record. The transcript has a single exon. NCBI's taxonomy places the organism in Eukaryota, Viridiplantae, Streptophyta, Magnoliopsida, Solanales, Solanaceae.
AUGAUAAACGCGGACAGGCAUAUUUACUUGUGGAAUCCUGCCACCCGACUUAGCACCAAAGUGCUUGAACUUGACCCCCGGUUAGGUGACUAUUAUACACGUGGGGGACUUUGUUUCGACUUCUCCAAGAAUGUUUACAAGGCUGUGCUGAUUCUUGCACACGUGAGUGACCAUCACGACGCAGACCCAGAUUAUGGUUAUAGGCUUUUUAUAGUUGCUAGUCUUAAAGACAAACACUGGAGGAAACUCGAAUUCCCUUAUGACAUCGAUGUCAACUUAGUGAGUGACGGGAUUACAUUGCAGGGACGACUUCACUAUAGGGUAAGGUUCAAAAAAUCCUAUUGUGAAAAUUAUAAUGACGAAGAUGAUUUCAAUGAUGGAAAUAAUAAACGUCACAAGAGUGAUUCUCGUAACCAGGUAAUUUGUUUUGAUCCCAUCUCUGAAAAGUUCAUUAUGUUUCCUGUCCCUGAGCCUAAAUCUAAUCAAGAAGAGAAUGCUAUAGUUGAUUUAGGAGUUUUAAAUGAAUGUCUUUGUAUGACUUGCUUGGAUGAUGACAAGGGCGGUGUUGAGAUAUUGGUCAUGAAGGAAUAUGGAGUAAAGGAAUCAUGGACAUCCUUAUUUUUCAUAAGGAAUUUAGAAAUAAAUCCACCUUAUGGGUUUGCAGUGCCCUUUUCUGUCACAGAGAUCGGAGAAGUAGCAUUGAUAAUUAAUAGAAGA